Teleopsis dalmanni is the source of this 1390-nucleotide messenger RNA. RefSeq lists its product as uncharacterized. NCBI's taxonomy places the organism in Eukaryota, Metazoa, Arthropoda, Insecta, Diptera, Diopsidae. The transcript has 2 exons. Bases 68 to 1222 code for a protein of 384 amino acids. The record is from RefSeq and is a predicted model, not a curated record. Gene Ontology annotation, molecular function: protein binding.
UUUAUCAUUUACGCGAAUAUUUUAUAAGUUUUUAUGUUUUAUAAUUUUUUUAAAACAAAGUGGAAGGAUGACAAUUGCAUUUUCGCAAAAACGCGGUUCUGGUUUUAUGUAUGGCGUAUCCGACGAAAAAUAUAUACCUGUAAAAUAUAUAAAAAAGCAUGCCAUUCAUUCGUUGGUACCAACAUGUGUGAUACCGGAUUGUUUAAGAGGACAGGUAAAAGUUGAUUUAAAUGCGAUCAGUAUUGUAUUCCAUAGUACGCCUGAGAAACUGGUUGUAUUGGCUGCUUUAGCUGUGGAUAAACUUCCCUUGCCCGACGUUUACUCAUGGUCUUCGUUAGACGUUGCUAGAUGGAUAAAGAGACUAGGAUUUCCAGAAUACCGUGAAACAUUUCAAGUAAAUUGUGUAUGCGGCAGUAAUCUUAUGUUGGUGAACGCAAAAGCAUUAAUAGCAAUGAAUAUAAAAAACUUUGAUCACAUUAAGAAAAUAACGGCCGAAAUACGUUGUCUCUAUCAAAUGGAAAAGUUGAAGAAUUUUCCCGAAAAGGAAAGAACUUUUACACCUUAUGAGCACUUCAAGUUUUAUCGUCACAAAACUGGUAAUCGAUAUCAGAAUAUAAAACCAAGUAAGUUCUUUUGGGAUAAGGAAUUACUUGAUGAGCAACCACGCACCUUGACACAUUGGGAUAAACUUAAUGCUUGGAUGAAACGUGAACCACUGGUGAAACAGAAAAUAGUCAUACCAAAUUUACCACGUAGAAAUCUAUAUAAAUGUAAAGCUGUUAAAGAAGAAGAGGAAAGAAGUAGAGAGUUUGAUUCUUAUGAUUGUACCUGCUUUCCUCCUUGUCUUUGUAAUUGGCAAGAAGAAGAGAAAAAAGUAGCAGACCGAUUUACAUGCUUGAAAGAUGAAGUAUUAGUUGAACCUGAUGAAACCAUUGAUACAUUAUCGUGUCUGCAGCAUGUAUAUCCUGGACGUUAUACAUUCAGACCUAUAAGCUUUGCUGAUUCAAUAAAAGGUGGUAAUAGAAUACCAAAAACUUGUCCGUGCAAAACUACUGAUAAAAUACCAUACUAUAGUGUAAUAAAAGUAGGACUUUUUGGUCAAAAAGUCACUAAAGUUCCAUUGCACCCUGAUAAGAACAAGCUAUAUACCCAAGCUAUAAAAACUCACGAAGGCCAAAAUUAUCGAAAUGAAAAAUUGUAUUCUUCCUCUUCUACAUUUUAACUUAACAAUUCGGAAUCAACAAAUUUCGACAUCUAAAUUAAGGAGUAAUUUUGUUUAUAUAAUUAUUAUUUAUAAAAAUUUACUGUAAAAAAUUCUUAAAAACCAAAAUGUAUUUACCUACAAUCAUCAGGACAUAUGAUAUUUAGCAAACAAAAUCAAAUUAUAUAU